Messenger RNA from Arachis stenosperma, 5033 nucleotides. RefSeq names its product putative disease resistance protein At3g14460. Bases 84 to 3833 code for a protein of 1249 amino acids. The record is from RefSeq and is a predicted model, not a curated record. The transcript is spliced from 4 exons. Gene Ontology annotation, biological process: defense response to other organism. NCBI's taxonomy places the organism in Eukaryota, Viridiplantae, Streptophyta, Magnoliopsida, Fabales, Fabaceae. Gene Ontology annotation, molecular function: ADP binding.
UCCGUUACAAAGCCUGCAAGCAUUGCAUUUUUCACUCUUCUCCUUCAUAUCUGAAAUUUCUGAUCACUUGUUGAGAUCAUAUCAUGGCUGGUGCACUUGUUGGUGGAGCUUUUCUUUCUGGCUUCAUUAACGUUGUCUUUGACAGGUUCCUUACAACUGAUGCUGUCAACUUGGUCCUGGGCAAGAAACUUGGCCCUGACUUGGUUCAAAGGCUGAAAACUGCUCUGUUGGGUGCUGAAGCUCUUGUUGCUGAUGCUGAGUUGAAGCAGUUCGGUAAUCCAUCUGUGAGGAAGUGGCUUGAUAGUCUCAGGGAUGCUGUUUACCGUGCUGAGGACUUGCUGGAUGCUGUCCUCCUCAAAGCCACCACUCAAAAGAAUGUAAGUUCUUCCUGGUCCCUUAGCUUCUUCACCAACCGAGAUAGGGAUGACAUGGUAGACAAGAUGGAAGGGGUGGUUAGAAGAAUUGAGGAUCUUGGGAAACAAAAAGAUUUCCUUGGUCUUGAAAAGAUUCCCACUGUAAGCUCAUCAUGGAGGACUCCGACCAGUUCUAUUGUAAGAGGGAACGUGUAUGGCAGGGAGGAUGACAAGAAGGCCUUAAUCAAGAUGCUGAAUGACAACAGUGAGCAUCACCUGUCUGUGAUCGCUAUUGUUGGCAUAGGUGGGGUUGGUAAAACAACCUUGGCUCAAUGGGUGUACAAUAAUGCAGAGUUGAUGGAGGGAUUUGAUAGGAAAGCAUGGGUUUGCGUUUCGGAAAACUUCAAUAUUGUUGAGACUACAAAGAAUAUUGUAAAAGAGAUCUCUACAAAUACUCAGGAUCCUGACAGCUUCAAUUCACUUCAAGAUGCUUUGAAGAAAGAAUUGUCUGAAAAGAAGUUCUUUGUUGUUUUGGACGAUGUUUGGAGUAACGAUCAACAUCAAUGGAGAAAUUUUAUAGCCCCUUUUCAAUACGGGGCUAAGGGAAGUACUAUUCUUCUAACUACUCGCAAGGAAAAUGUUGGUUUAGUUGCUCAAACAAAUUAUCAACCUCUCAUCCUCAACACAUUGUCAGAAGAUCAAUGUUGGUCAGUGUUUGCAUACAAUGCAUCUUUUCCAGAAUCAAAUGGGAGCCCUGCAUUAGUAGAAAUAGGCAAAAAGAUCGCAAAGAAGUGUGAUGGUCUGCCAUUAGCAGCAGAAACACUUGGUUGCUUGUGCAGAAACCAUGAUGCUGAGGAGUGGGGAAAAAUAUUAAAGAGUGAUAUUUGGGAGUUUUCUACGAAUGACAGUAAGAUAAUCCCAGCGUUAUUAAUAAGCUACUAUCAUCUCCCUCCAUAUUUGAAACGUUGUUUUGUUUAUUGUUCGUUGUUUCCCAAAGGUCAUCAACUUGAGAAAGGUGAAUUAAUCUUGUUGUGGAUGGCAGAAGAUCUAUUACGGGUAUCAAAUAGAAGAGAGACUUUAGAAGAAGUUGGCAGCAAAUAUUUUGACAAUUUAGCUUCUAGAUUAUUUUUUAAAAAGCUUCAAGAUGAUGAUCACUAUUAUGCUAUGCAUGAUCUCUUGCAUGACUUGGCAAUAUUUCUUGCUGGAGACUUUUAUUGUAGAUUAGAAGAACUUGGUGAAGAAGAAGAGUUGGGGAGUUUGACUCGUCAUUUGUCAUUUGGAAAAUUGAUGAAUCGCUCAGUCUCAAAAAGUUUUAAUUCCAUUGCUACAUUGAAAUCUUUGAGGACAUCCUUGAAUGUCAAGGAUUUGUUUAGCAUGGAAAGCGUAGCAUCAAAGUUUAAAUACUUGAGAGUUUUAUCCUUUGAUGAACUUGAUGAGGUGCCUAAUUCAAUUGGAGAAUUAAUCCAUCUGCGCUACUUGGAUUUGUCUUAUACUGAUAUAAAAACAUUACCAGAGUCUUUGUGCAGCUUGUGCAGUUUGCAAACUUUGAAGUUGUAUCAAUGUUCUGAGCUAACUAGGCUUCCUAGUGGUUUGCAUAAUCUUGUGAGUUUGCGGCAUCUUGAUAUUAGAGGAACUUCUUUGGAAGAAAUGCCCAGAAAAAUAAGCGAAUUGAAAGAGUUGUACGCUUUAAGUUCCUUUGUUGUCGGCAAGCAUGAAGACAAUGGAAUCCAGGAGUUAGGGGGGCUGGAAAACCUUCAGGGACCCCUUGAGAUUGAGAAGUUGGAGAAUAUUGUUGAUGUGGAACAAGCAGAGAGUGCAAAGAUAAUGGAUAAGAAGCACAUUUAUGCAUUAUGCUUGGAAUGGUCUUUAGGUGAUGAUUUGGUUUCAAGCACACAAAGAGAAAGAGACAUCCUCGAUAACUUGCAACCGCACAAUGGGUUGGAAGAGUUGAAAAUCAAGGGAUACAAGGGUACAAUAUUUCCAAAUUGGGUUGGGAAUUGUUCCUACCAAAAUAUGACAAGUGUAUCUCUAAAGUGUUGCAAGAAUUGCUGCAUGCUGCCUUCACUUGGACAGUUGCCAUCUCUCAAGUCCCUGCGCAUUCGAGGUUUGGAUGAGCUGAGGAGUAUUGGCGAGGAGUUUUACAAGAAUGAAGGAGAUCAUCAUUCUUCGCAUAUUGCUCUGUUUCCCUCGCUGGAGAGAUUGCAAUUUGAUGAUAUGGCACGUUGGGAGGAGUGGCACUUACCUGACUCAAAAGCUUUUCCUCAACUUAGGAAGCUUGAAAUAAGAAAUUGCCGAAUGUUGAAGGAAGAGAUGCGUAAUCAGGUAUUCUUCAGAAUCGUUUCUUCUUUGUCAGAUGUUUCCAAAGUUCGCAAACUACUCAUAGGCAACCACUUUAUAAAACGGCACACCAAAGUUCGCAAACUACAUAUACCCGACUCUCAUAUGGUAAGGCGCACCGAGGGCAUAUUUCUUGAUGGGGAUACUUUAUCAAUUAUGGGACGUGAAUCUGUGAAAGGAUCUGCAUUUAAGGCAAUGAUGAGCAUGAACCAUCUAAGUUGCCUCCAAGAAAUACACAUCAUAGGGUAUUCCUCUCAUGUAUCCUUUCCGGGCAAUUGUUUUCCCAAAUCUUUGCAAAAGCUCAUAAUCUCAUAUUGCGAACAACUGGAAUUCCCCCAACUACAGCAGCAGAAGUAUGAUUUGGUAGAGCUACAAAUAGUAGACAGCUGUGAUUCACUGACCUCCUUAGUGUUGGAUGUCUUUUCCAAUCUCAAGAAUCUUCAGAUAAAAGGGUGUAGGAAUCUGGAAUCAGUCUCACUGUCAGAGGCGCCACACGCUGCUCUUCAAUGUCUCACUAUCUUUGGCUGCCACAAAUUAGUGUCAUUUGCAGCAGAAGGUCUGGCUGCACCCAACUUGACUCAUCUCAGCGUCACAUGGUGCUCAAGGUUGCAGGCAUUACCACGUGACAUGAAUAGUCUACUCCCAGGUUUACACUCUCUCGAGAUAUAUGGCUGCCCAAACAUUUGCAGGUUGCCAGAGGGCGGUUUGCCGCCUAACUUGAAAUCACUUGAUGUGGCAGUUUGUGAGCAACAAAUGAGGAAUCUAUCAUGGAUGUCCAACUUGGACGCCCUCACUCAUCUUAGAAUUUAUGGUUUUGAUGGUGAGAAUGUGAAGUCAUACCCAGAGGUGGGUUCACUGCCUCACCUUCCCUCCCUUACCACUCUUGAGAUAUGCUGGUUCCAUAAUCUGGAGACAUUGGAGUGCAACGAGCUUCUCCGCCUCACCUCCCUUCAACAAUUGCAGAUUUCAUGCUGCCAGAAGCUCCAGAAUAUGAAAGGAGAAAAGCUGCCUCCCUCUCUCUUCCUACUUCAAAUUUCUUACUGUGGUUUGCUGGAAGAACACUGCAGGAACAAGCAUCAACUAAUCUGGCACAAAAUUUCCCACAUCCCCACCAUUCAAGUCAAGGGAAAAUUAAUUGUCUGAACAGAGAUUUGUGAGCAGGUAGCUUCUACUUAGUUACAAGUGCCCAGAUGACUAAGAUUUCAGCACAUAAUCUUUAUGUAAUACAAACCAUACUUACAUUUACCUUCAUUCAAUCAAAAGAACUAAUUUUUGUUUUAGCUUCAGGUCGGUAUAGCUACUCUAUUCCUCUAUGCAAUUUACUUCACAAUGGAGAAUAUGGCAGGAGAAAAGUUCAAGACUGUCCUUUGCUUGGUGAACACUACAAGAAGAAGAGUUGCAGCUAAACUCUCUACGAAGAUUUUACAGGGGCCUGAAGAGAUACAUAACUGCUAUGGUCAAGGAACUGCUUUCUUUAUGGGUUCAACUAAUAAAAUGUGCAUUAGACCUCUUAUAUGGCAAUUGCAACUUGGGGAGCAUGUAGGUAAAAAGGAAUGCAACAAUGUUGAAGACAUCAUUCUGUAUUUAUCAAGCAGGUUCUGAUAAUUUUCCUUUGUGUGAGGCCCAAGCAAACAUUUUUUGGAGAGUCCCUCUACAUCCCCAAAUGAAUAAUAAGAUGGUCAAAUCUGUUCAUGUUUGAAUGAAAUUCUUCACUCAUAAUUCUUCAAUUUGGAGAUGUGGUUGUGAUUUGAGCUCUCAAGUAGAACUGGGAGAAAGUCUGUAAACAAGCAUCAUUGACUUCAUUUUGUUGUUGUGUUUGGGUUGUUGUACAAGAUUUGUGCAUGUAUGUUUAUUAGUGCUUGUAAGCUUUGAGACACCUUUGUAGCUUUAAUUUGGAUAAUAGUGAAGUUUUUUUUUUUUACCUUCCAGUGGGUUUUUUUAUCUCACACAUUGAGAGGUUUUUAUUCCCACGUUAAGACUGGUAUUCUAUUUUUCUGCCUUCUCUUCAAUAUCUUACUGCUAUUAACUAUAGCCAUAUAUAGUGUGCCUAUAUUAUGUUUGGGUGCUUCCAAAUUAUGACUUUGACAGGUUUAAUCUAUUACCUCCAUUCUUUGAGUGAAAGAUAAUUCUAUAAUGUUACUGUUCUUGUGCGAUGAUCGGGGUAUAGCUCAUCCUCCAGCAGUCAACUCCGAACUCUUUGUUUGGGAAGAGUUAUACCUUGGUACAGAAAGAACAAGGGGGUGUGGUACCUGCAAAAGGCACUCCAACACUCAAGUCAGCGAAUGUGUAAAUAGUUAUGUCUCUUUUCUUAUAUGUUUCAUAAAAUGUCUUACCUCCCUUAUA